AGUGUCAAAACCAAAAACUUAAAUGUUUAAAUAAAUAUAUUUAGAAUAAAUCAUAAAAUGAUUAAGCUGCGAAGUCUUCGAAAUCUACUCUAUAUUGUAUAUAUAUUGUUUUCUAGAAUAACAUUAUGCCAAAGCAAACAUUUUGUUCCAAAAAUGAAUGUGACGGAUAUGCUGAUGCUGGGCGACGAAGAGCAUGGUUUCAAUUUUAAUGAGGAACAAUUAGUAAAAUAUAUUGAUAGAGGACCCUACUUCGAUACGACUGCCACCAAAAACGUAACGUCUCUCGUUGGCAAAACUGGACAUUUAAAUUGUCGAAUAAAAAAUCUGGGCAACAAAACGGUAUCUUGGAUAAGACACAGAGAUUUGCACCUAUUAACAGUAUCGGAAAGUACAUAUACAUCGGACCAAAGAUUUUCGGCAAUAUAUAAUAAGCAAACUGGCGACUGGUCAUUACAGAUCAAAUAUCCACAAAUAAGGGAUUCCGGAGUUUACGAGUGCCAAAUAUCAACAACACCUCCAGUGGGAUAUACAAUGAUUUUCUCUGUUGUGGAACCAAUUACAACUAUACCAGGAGGACCAGAAUUAUACAUCGAUUUGGGAUCAACUGUAAAUUUAACUUGUAUCGUCAAACAUCUUCCUGAUCCACCCCUAAUGGUGCACUGGACUCACAAUAAUCAAGAAAUUAAUUAUGAUUCGCCACGUGGAGGAGUGUCAGUUAUAACCGAAAAAGGUGACAUAACGACAUCUUAUUUGCUCAUACAACGGGCCCAGAUUUCGGAUUCUGGGAAGUAUACUUGUCUGCCAUCUAAUGCCAACUCGAAAUCCGUUUAUGUCCACAUAUUAAAUGGAGAUCAUCCAGCGGCAGUCCAACGAGCAUGCACAUUCGUAGGAUUAAGCUUAAAUACUUUAAUAUUGUUAAUGAUAAUUGCACAUAUUUAGGGACGUAAUUGAAAAACAACAAAAUUAUUGAUAUUUGUAA
Messenger RNA from Drosophila arizonae, 979 nucleotides. RefSeq names its product defective proboscis extension response 21 (gene dpr21). The record is from RefSeq and is a predicted model, not a curated record. Gene Ontology annotation, biological process: synapse organization. Lineage: Eukaryota; Metazoa; Arthropoda; Insecta; Diptera; Drosophilidae. Gene Ontology annotation, cellular component: neuron projection membrane.